Messenger RNA from Bipolaris victoriae FI3, 396 nucleotides. RefSeq lists its product as hypothetical. The coding region runs from base 1 to 396 and encodes 131 amino acids. The transcript has a single exon. The record is from RefSeq and is a predicted model, not a curated record. NCBI's taxonomy places the organism in Eukaryota, Fungi, Ascomycota, Dothideomycetes, Pleosporales, Pleosporaceae.
AUGAAGCAUACAGUCAUCUGCUGUGCGCGUACGAAGCCCCCCACCUAUGAUAAGUCGGGAUAUGCUAGUCUGAGAGACGAGCCUACUCUCACCUUUGUUGAGCACUCCAUUGACAUGGCUAUCUUGCGCACUAACAACCAGAUUUACCGCGAGGCCUAUGAUGUCAUGGUGAAAUCUAACCGAUUCAUUCGACUCAAUUGCGCAAUGUAUAUGCCUUUUCUCGAGGGCUUUGCAGGUCAUGAUAUGCUAACUAUGGCAUGUGGGCCAAUCCGUUCUGAGAAGCACGUCCGUUACAAGGACGACUUGACUGGACACUUCUCCGAGACUAUACAGAAAGUAUUUCUGGAUCCCUUUCUUGCCAUUCAAGAUUAUAGGGACGUUGAAGUAUAUGGAUAA